This is a messenger RNA of Melopsittacus undulatus (budgerigar), 1776 nucleotides long. It is a transcript of the gene SELENOO, whose product is annotated as selenoprotein O. The transcript is spliced from 9 exons. The coding region runs from base 28 to 1776 and encodes 582 amino acids. Lineage: Eukaryota; Metazoa; Chordata; Aves; Psittaciformes; Psittaculidae. The record is from RefSeq and is a predicted model, not a curated record.
CCGCUGCAGAACCCGCGGCUGGUGGCCAUGUCGCUGCCGGCGCUGGCGCUGCUGGGGCUGGAGGAGCCCGCGAGCGACCGUGAGGAGGCGGAGGCCGAGGCGGCGUUGUACUUCAGCGGGAACCGGCUGCUGGCGGGCUCGGAGCCCGCGGCGCACUGCUACUGCGGGCACCAGUUCGGCAGCUUCGCGGGGCAGCUGGGCGACGGCGCAGCCAUGUAUCUGGGCGAGGUGCUGGGCCCGCGGGGCGAGCGCUGGGAGAUCCAGCUCAAGGGCGCCGGCCUCACACCCUUCUCCCGACAAGCUGAUGGCCGGAAGGUCCUGCGGUCGAGCAUACGGGAGUUUCUGUGCAGCGAGGCAAUGUUUCACCUCGGAAUACCAACAACGAGGGCUGGAACGUGUGUGACAUCGGACUCAAAAGUUGUCCGUGACAUAUUUUAUGAUGGGAAUCCAAAAAAUGAAAGGUGUACGGUUGUUCUGCGGAUAGCUUCUACGUUUAUAAGAUUUGGUUCAUUUGAAAUUUUCAAACCUCCUGACGAAUACACAGGACGCAAAGGCCCCAGUGUUAACCGCAAUGAUAUUCGAAUACAGAUGCUUGAUUACGUGAUCAGCACUUUCUAUCCAGAAAUCCAGGAGGCUUAUUCAGACAACAGUAUUCAGAGGAAUGCUGCUUUCUUCAAAGAGGUAACAAAACGGACAGCGAGGCUAGUAGCUGAAUGGCAAUGUGUUGGGUUUUGCCAUGGUGUGCUGAAUACAGAUAACAUGAGCAUAGUUGGACUAACCAUUGACUAUGGCCCUUUUGGAUUUAUGGACAGAUAUGACCCUGAGCACAUUUGCAAUGGUUCUGAUAACACAGGGCGCUAUGCUUACAACAAGCAGCCAGAGAUUUGCAAGUGGAACCUGGGGAAGCUUGCUGAAGCUCUAGUUCCAGAGCUGCCCCUGGAAAUAAGUGAACUCAUCCUGGAAGAGGAAUAUGAUGCAGAAUUUGAGAAGCAUUAUUUACAGAAGAUGAGGAAGAAGCUAGGCCUGAUCCAGCUGGAAUUAGAAGAAGAUAGUAAACUGGUAUCAGAACUCCUCGAAACUAUGCAUCUCACAGGUGGAGAUUUCACAAACAUUUUCUACUUGCUGAGUUCAUUCUCAGUGGUAGACUCUGAUCCUUCAAAACUGGAAGACUUCUUAAAAGAGGUUACAAGUCAGUGUGCUUCUGUGGAUGAACUGAAAGUUGCUCUCAGACCACAGAUGGAUCCAAGACAACUGUCAAUGAUGCUGAUGCUGGCUCAGUCUAAUCCUCAGCUGUUUGCACUAAUUGGAACAAAAGCCAAUAUAAACAAAGAGCUAGAACGCAUUGAACAGUUCUCCAAACUGCAGCAGUUAACAGAAGAUGAUUUACUCAGCAGAAAUAAAAGACACUGGAAAGAAUGGCUGCAGAAAUACAGAGACCGUUUGCAAAAAGAAAUAGAAAGUGUCAGUGAUGCUGAUGCUUGGAACACUCAUCGUGUGAAAGUUAUGAAUUCCAACAAUCCAAAAUAUAUCCUGAGAAAUUAUAUUGCCCAGAAUGCCAUAGAAGCAGCUGAAAAUGGGGAUUUCUCAGAGGUAAGAAAUGUAUUGAAACUAUUGGAGAAUCCAUUCCAAGAAGCAGAAGAUUUCAGGGAGGUAAAGGAGGAUGCAGAAGAGGAGGGAGCAACUGCUGCAGCAGCUGCUUGUGCCCAAGAGAACAGAAGCAGAUUACCCUAUAGCAGUAAACCUCCACUGUGGGCUUCAGAGCUCUGUGUUACAUGA